AUGUUCAUUAAUCGAUGAUUAUUUUCUACUAACCAUAAAGAUAUUGGCACCCUCUACCUUUUAUUCGGCGCAUGAGCCGGAAUAGUAGGAACUGCUCUUAGUCUUCUAAUCCGUGCUGAACUAGGUCAACCUGGCGCCCUGCUAGGAGACGACCAGAUUUACAAUGUAAUCGUAACAGCCCACGCAUUUGUAAUAAUUUUCUUCAUAGUAAUACCUAUUAUAAUUGGGGGCUUUGGAAACUGACUCAUCCCUCUGAUAAUCGGUGCACCUGAUAUAGCAUUUCCACGAAUAAAUAAUAUAAGCUUCUGACUUCUACCCCCCUCUUUCCUUCUCCUUUUAGCUUCCUCAAUGGUAGAGGCAGGCGCAGGAACAGGAUGAACCGUUUAUCCUCCCUUAGCAGGAAACCUAGCACACGCAGGAGCAUCCGUAGACCUAGCAAUUUUCUCCCUACACUUAGCAGGAAUUUCAUCUAUUCUAGGGUCUAUCAACUUUAUCACUACUAUUAUUAACAUAAAACCUCCCGCUAUAUCACAAUACCAAACCCCCUUAUUCGUAUGAUCUGUCUUAGUUACAGCUGUAUUACUACUUCUAUCCUUGCCAGUCCUAGCAGCAGGUAUUACUAUGUUACUCACGGACCGCAAUCUGAAUACUACUUUCUUUGACCCAGCCGGAGGAGGAGACCCUAUCCUAUAUCAACACCUAUUCUGAUUUUUCGGACACCCCGAAGUUUAUAUCUUAAUUCUACCAGGAUUUGGCAUUAUUUCACAUGUAGUAACUUACUACUCAGGAAAAAAAGAACCUUUUGGUUACAUAGGGAUAGUAUGAGCAAUGAUAUCAAUCGGCUUCCUAGGAUUUAUUGUAUGAGCCCACCAUAUGUUCACUGUAGGCCUAGACGUAGACACACGAGCAUAUUUCACUUCAGCUACCAUAAUUAUUGCUAUCCCAACAGGUGUAAAAGUAUUUAGCUGAUUAGCUACGCUGCACGGAGGGAACAUCAAAUGAUCUCCAGCUAUGCUAUGGGCCUUAGGGUUUAUCUUUUUAUUUACAGUGGGUGGCUUAACGGGUAUUGUAUUAUCAAACUCAUCACUAGACAUCGUUCUUCACGAUACAUAUUACGUAGUAGCACAUUUUCACUACGUUCUUUCAAUAGGGGCAGUAUUUGCAAUCAUAGGCGGAUUCGUUCACUGGUUCCCAUUAUUUACAGGCUACACCCUAAAUGAUACUUGAGCAAAAAUCCACUUUACAAUCAUAUUUGUAGGAGUAAAUAUAACAUUCUUUCCCCAACAUUUCCUAGGAUUAUCAGGUAUACCUCGACGCUACUCUGAUUACCCAGACGCAUACACAACAUGAAACACAGUAUCUUCCAUAGGCUCAUUCAUUUCACUAACAGCAGUAAUACUAAUAAUCUUCAUAAUUUGAGAAGCCUUUGCAUCCAAACGAGAAGUAUCUACAGUAGAAUUAACCUCAACAAACAUCGAAUGACUACAUGGAUGUCCUCCCCCAUACCACACAUUCGAAGAACCAACCUAUGUAUUAUCCAAGUAA
Neogale vison (American mink) is the source of this 1545-nucleotide messenger RNA. NCBI's taxonomy places the organism in Eukaryota, Metazoa, Chordata, Mammalia, Carnivora, Mustelidae. The record is from the annotation of a RefSeq genome assembly.